AUGGAAUCCCCAACGGCGUCUUUUUAUCGAAGCGUCCCUUCUUCCCCUCUCUCGACCAAGUUCCCCGCCGAAAAGGACCGAGGGAGACACGGAAGCAGUUGCAAUUGCAAGUUCUGCUUGUUGAAGAGGCUUGACUACAGAGGUCCCAGCGAGUGGUGGCGUCAGGAGCAAGACAAAUGGGGCCCUAAGAGACUUCCCGUCGAUUAUCGUAUUAUGAAUGCGAAACUCUCGAUGCUGAAAGACGACCUAUACAUCCCGAACGUCUUUCACCCCGAGCGCUACAGCGAAACCUGGUCGAAAUUCUGCGUGCCCCAGGACCUCUUCCACGAGUACAAGCUAUCGCGGACGACGUACGCGGGCGACGAGUCGCGGUACCGGUUCGCGCUGCAGCGGCACCGCUGCAUCGGCCCCAACUUCCAGAUCCUGCUGCAGCUCAUCUACGUCGACGGCGCGUGCGUGAACAACGGGCAGGCGGACGCGUACGCGGGGCUCGGGUUCGCGUACUCGAACUGCACGGACGACCGGGUGUCGCUGCCGCUGCCGCUGCCCGAGGAGGAGGAGAAGAAGACGGCGACGACGACGCCGCACACGAGCAACCGGGCGGAGCUGUGGGCCGUGUGCAAGGCGCUCGAGUGGAAGAACUGGCACGAGGAGGAGUGCGAGGCGAUCGUCAUCGCGACGGACUCGACCUACGUGGUCGACUGCGCCACCAUCUGGAUCUCCUCCUGGAUCGAGAACGGCUGGUGCACGAGCGGGGAGACCAAGGUCGCGAACCAGGACCUGUGGGAACGCAUCCUCAAGCGAGUCGGUGAGCUCGCCCUCAGCGGCUGCGAGACCAUGUUCUGGCAGAUCCCAAGGGAGGAGAACAUCGCGAAGGCGCUCGCGAGACAAGGGGCCACCAUGGCGUGGACGGGCGGAGGGUCCAGCUACACGUAUGGAAAAUCUGGGCAAAGCAUUUUAGGAUGGUAAAUCGGGGUAUUAUUAUCUGAAGGGUUCUUUUUUUUUGUUUUCUUUUUCUUUUGUUAUUGAAAGGCAUUGCGGAGUAAAUCGAUUCAUAAGGAGUUUUUGUGCGAGAUAUUGUACAUAUGCAUUUUCUGGGGUUCACAGGAGCUUCAUAUCUAGACUGAAUAUUAGGUCCUCUUGCUUGUUUUUGGAAAUUAUGCAAGAGAGAUAUAAUUGUAGCUCACGCCCAAUAAUAAAAGAAACUCUAGAAAAGAAUAUCUAUACAGUAAUUAUACGGUAAUUAGGCUUGAUGUUGUGAAAUGCAUUCGAGUGUGGUAAAUACCUAGUAUUGAUGUUGUCGUGGAUAAAAGGGGCGUCUAUUCAAGCUAAU
Molecule: messenger RNA, 1333 nt
Organism: Hypoxylon fragiforme
Lineage: Eukaryota; Fungi; Ascomycota; Sordariomycetes; Xylariales; Hypoxylaceae
Product: ribonuclease H-like domain-containing protein
Exons: 2
Coding region: 1-969 (322 amino acids)
Biological process (GO): DNA replication, removal of RNA primer
Molecular function (GO): RNA-DNA hybrid ribonuclease activity; nucleic acid binding
Source: RefSeq, a predicted model, not a curated record